Messenger RNA from Phytophthora nicotianae INRA-310, 1625 nucleotides. RefSeq lists its product as hypothetical. The transcript has 3 exons. The record is from RefSeq and is a predicted model, not a curated record. NCBI's taxonomy places the organism in Eukaryota, Oomycota, Peronosporomycetes, Peronosporales, Peronosporaceae. Gene Ontology annotation, molecular function: protein binding. The coding region runs from base 1 to 1287 and encodes 428 amino acids.
AUGGCUCGACGGAGCCACAGUGACCGUGGCAAUGAUGUGGGUGGAGCAUAUUGGAUUGGGUGUGGUAGGCGAGGGCAUUUAGAUGGAGACGUUCACGAAGCAGAGCUCAAUCGACCGUUUGGGAUCUGUGCACUACAUGACGGAACUUUGGCGUUCACUGAUACUCACAAUAAUGCUGUGCGCUUUGUCAUCUCGGAAACUCAGCGAGGUGUGCGAAGCUGUUACGUGAAGUCUGUCGAGAGUUCAGGGCUGCUCACUCCAAAGGGGAUCGCUGCGUCUUCAGAUGAUCGACAUCUCUUUGUGUGCGAUACAGGACAUCAUAAGAUCAAACUCGCUGCGUUGCCCAGUAGAAGUGCACUUACAGACAUGGAUAGUAUCACUGACGAGGUGGAGAUGUUUGCCCUUGCUGGCAACGGCAAGAAAGGAUGGCGCGAUGGACCUGCACUCGAGGCUAGUUUCAACUCCCCAGCAGGUAUUUGUGAGUAUCCUGACGGCACGAUCAUCGUAGCAGACACAGGCAAUCACUGUAUCCGACAGAUUCGACGGGCUGUCAGCGGAAAGCUAGUAGUCAAGACUAUUGCAGGAGCACACGCAGGCUUGGAAACGACGAAAGGAGGUGGCACUCAGCGAUUCGAAUCCAAACGAGUCUCUGGGUAUCGAGAUGGGGUCCGUUCUCUCUUUCGAAGUCCGUCUGCUGUUAUUUCAGGCCCCCAUGGGGAACUUCUAGUGGCCGACACUAUGAACAAUCGCAUUCGAGGACUCCUUCCAUCUUCCGACGGUAGUUCUCAUUGGAAAGUCAACACGAUAUGUGGGCAGGACCGACCAGGACAUGCUGAUGGGAACUGCGAGGUUGCGUUGCUUGACCAGCCGAUUAGUUUGUGUUGGGGAGCGAACACCGACACAUUCUUCGUGUCUGACAGAGGAAACGCCUGCAUCCGUCAAGUUGGGCGCGGCUAUGGUAAUGGUCUGGCUUUCGCCUGGGUACGCACAAUUGAAGUGGGAUGCAUACCUCAAGCACCUCGAUCUGUACGAGAGCUCUAUCAAUGCUGCCAUCCUCUUGGAAUUGUUUGCAUUUCAUGGUAUAACACAUCGAGGAAGGAGACCUCGGAAUUGGUAGUAUGUGACGGCGGGGACAACAUUAUCAAAAUGAUAUCACUUGAAGAGCUCGAGCACCACGUUUUAGACAUCAACAGGAGGUUUGGUGUCCCAAAACUAUCAGAUCGAAGCACGUUCCAGUCUGAGAGUGAUUCUCGAAGCUACAACGACCAAGAAGAGUCCCUUUCGUAAGCUUUUCAAUGGGGUUAAUUAGCCGCUUUCUUCUCAACCUGCCACGUUUGUAUCUGCAGGCCAGUAUCACAUCACCAUGAUUCCGAGGGCUUGAGCGGCAACCAGCUCGGAGAUGACGUCUCAACUUGCUCGUGUGGGGCUGCUCGUGCACUGGAAGAGGCUUUGAAUGCAAACGCAGCACUGCAAGCUGAGAACAUGCGGUUAAGAGAGCUUUUGCAAUGCACAUUCGACGAGAUCGAACUAGCUGAUAAGCGCUUCUCCAAGAACUACCAUCCCCAGAUCGACUAACACAACAAUGUAAGCGUUCUAUCGUACUUACAUAGUAAUGCGGUUCACAC